Molecule: messenger RNA, 1185 nt
Organism: Plasmodium inui San Antonio 1
Lineage: Eukaryota; Apicomplexa; Aconoidasida; Haemosporida; Plasmodiidae
Product: ubiquinone biosynthesis methyltransferase
Exons: 2
Coding region: 1-1185 (394 amino acids)
Biological process (GO): ubiquinone biosynthetic process
Molecular function (GO): methyltransferase activity
Source: RefSeq, a predicted model, not a curated record
AUGAAAGUCUUGCAGUUUUGCCACUCCCUCCAUGGGGGGUAUUUCAGGGAGAGAAGGCUGGGGGCCAUUUUAAGGACAGGACUGAAGUCCUUUAGCACAGAGAGUGACUCCUAUGGCAGCGGUGAAAGGCUGUACAACUUCGGCUUCAAAAAAGUCACAGAAGAGAUAAAGUCAAAGCUCGUUUACAACUUAUUCAGCCAUGUGUCCAACAAAUACGACCUGAUGAAUGACUUGAUGAGUCUCCGCUUGCAUCGCUGUUGGAAGGACCAGCUGGUGAAAGAGCUGGAUUUAUUUUUAAAAUAUCAUAGCUACAAAAUGCAGGAAGAAAUUCACAAAUGGGAAGCAAAGUGUGUAAGUCAGAAUAGGAAAGGGGAAGAAGCCGCAUCGUGGGAAGCGGCCUCCGACGGGGAGACCUCCCCCAGCGAGGGAAAUUACUUCCGUGACGGAGAAGGCCAAACCGGCAGCGCUCCAAGGCACCAAAGGGCACACCCGAGUGAAGCAAUAAACGAAGGGGAGGAAAGCUGCGCCAAUUGUUCCACCUGCAAAAUAUUAGACCUAGCUGGAGGCACAGGAGAUAUAGCCUUCCGAAUAUUAGAAAGGUACAAAUACUUUUUGGAGAAGAUAACCCAGGGAAGCUCUUCCCAUGGGGGGCAAGGCCAUCCCGAUAAAGUUUACUCAAGGUUCACCCCCGAAAUAAUCGUGGCCGAUGUGAAUAGAGACAUGAUCCAAGUAGGGAAGAAACGAGCAAAGGAAAGGAAUUACGAGAGCAACAUCAAAUGGGUAAUUCAAAAUGCAGAGAAUUUAACCUCCUUUGACGACAACUCAAUAGACAUUGUUACCCUCUCCUUUGGCAUUCGAAAUUUUACGAACAUUCCAAAAUCGUUAAGAGAGAUCCAUCGUGUUCUGAAACCUGGGGGAAGAUUCUUAUGCUUAGAAUUUAGUAAGGUCAAUUGUGCCUUUUUCAAACCGAUCUAUAAUGCUUAUUUAUCCAACUUCAUUCCCCUGCUCGGAAAGUUUGUAGCAAGCAGUGAAGAUUCUUACAAAUAUCUAGCGGAGAGUAUUCAGACGUUUUUAACUCCUGAUGAGUUGUCACAGCUUAUGUACCAAAACUCUUUUCGGAACAUUUCCUACUCGAGUAUGACCAUGGGUAUCGUCGCCAUUCAUUCUUCUUACAAGAUUGUCUAA